UAAUGUGCAUGAAAGGAAAUAAUUCAAUUAAUAACAUUGGAUUUUGAACCAUCUACACAAAGAAUGUACAUAAGUAAGAACGGUAACUUAAAGUCAAUACGAUUGGUGAUAUAAUUAAACUAAAAGCUGCCGCAACAAUUUUGUGUAGAGCAAUAGAAAUAAACGAGUUGAUAUGUAUCGCCCACCACCUUCGCUAUUUUAUCAGAUUAUAUCCUCGAAGUAACUCGAAUCACCGCUGGGGCGUUGUCAUUCGGUUUUACGGAACGUGUUGCAAUGAUUGCUAUAAAAGAAACCUUAUUCAUAGCCGUGCUAUUGGCUGUGUCGGUUGUGAACGUAAGCGAAAGAAUUCGUCACCGGAACAACAUCACCACUUACAUUCAUUCUUUGUCAAAGUCUGCAAUUAAAGUCAUAAAAGAUGUGGACAAUGAAAGUUUUUUAACAUGCAUCAGCAUUACAACAGCAAAUAGUCAAGAGAGCGCUUGGCAGCACACAGACAUAAUUAAUAAUAUUGCAGGUGGGGUGAUAAAUGGAAUGUCAAUAAUUUCUUCAAACGAUGCCAACGGUACCUUUGAUAUUACAUCGUUCAAAGAACGAAAAAGUUUUAAUAUUCUUGUGGUGGAUGGCUUGAAUGGAUUUCGAGUUCUAGCCAACCAAAUUCCAGUUGGAAAUUUUAAUUACGAGGGAAAAUUUCUGGUGAUCGUUAAUAAUGUUAUGAUCGAUUACAUGACUGUAGUGACUGAAAUCUCUCAGCGUUUCUUUUACGACUACAUCGUAAACAUAAACAUAUUGAUUCCUAAUCCAUUGUUGAACACACAAGUGUUUAUGUUCACUUACCAUCCAUAUAAACCUCUCAAGUGUUCGCGAUGCAACGUCGAGCUGUACAAUAUAUUCGAAGACAAAACAUUUCUGAGCAAUAAAACACACUUUCCGAAUAAGCUGCACAACUUUUACAAUUGUACAAUAGUGGUGGCUGCUUUCAACACAACACCCUAUGUAAAUGUGGUUAAGGACAAAAAUGGAAAAGAAAAACUGGUUGGUUUUGAGGGAAAACUAUUCAGCACAGUGGCAGAUAUACUGAAUUUGAACAUUGAGCUCAUCAUACCACCUCUGAAAUGGGGUGUUAUCUAUCCGAAUAGAACGUUUACGGGUGCGUUUGGACUGUUGCAUCACAAUAAAGCAAAUGUAACUCUCGGCUCAUUUUUUCAUCGUUACAAAACGUUUGAAAUGUUCGAUCUGACUUUGAGCUAUCACAACUCGUACUUGUGCAUCGUCAUACCUUCUGGUCGACCGUUCACUUCUUUAGAGAAAACAAUGUGGCCAUUUCGUAAAAGCGUCUGGUACGCUAUUCUAAUUAUACUGGUUUUUAAAGUGGUUAUCAUCCAAGGCCCGAUCAAGAUCUUAUCACUGAAUCGACAUUUGGACUGUAUUGACUUUCUCGAUUACGUUCGAAUUUAUCUUGGGCUCAACAUAACUCAAUAUCCUACCAAAUUUCUUUCGAAAAUAUUUGUGGUCGGAAUGUUCUUCUAUGCAUUGAUACUGCGAAGCUGCUAUCAGAGUUCACUGUUCCAAUUCAUGACAUUGAUGAUUAACGUUUCUGCUAUACGCUCAGUGAAUGAACUCAUCGAAGAGAACUUUCGCUUUCAUCUGAUUGAACCAUUAAUGUUCGUAUUGGAAACUUUGCCUGAACUGAAGUCAAGAUCGGUCUUUGUUAGCGAACAAUUUGAACAUAAAUUGAUGGAGGAUGAAAGAAUCAACUGGGACAGAAAGAUUGCAGUUAUUACAACCAGAAAUCAUGACUCUGGUGCUAUGAUCCCAAUUGCUGAAAAUAUUUAUCAAUUGUCCAUUGCAAUGGUUCUGCGAAGAAAUUCUUAUUUUACCGACAGAAUCAAUGGCAUCAUCUAUAAGCUAUUCGACAAUGGCUACAUAUCAAAAUUGAAUUUAAGCUUUAAAAAGGAGAAUCAGAUACAUGGAGCAUCCGACACUGGACUACUUUCUUUAGAUGAUGUGGUUGGAUUGUUUCGAAUUUGUUUCGGUGGAUAUUUGUUGGCUCUGGCUGUUUUUGGUUAUGAAAUUGCUUCAAUGAUUUUUCAGAAGUGGAAGACGGCGGAAAGCAGAAAGAAAAUGGUUUAUUCUACUCGACAACGUCUCAUUUAAAGUGUGAAUUUUCAAAUUUUUUUUAUGACAAAACACAUCUUUUGGAGUGUUUUCAAUUUGUGUAACGCACGAUUACACAACGUUUUAAGUGCAACAAUAACAAAUGAGCAUAAAUACUAGAAGUCAUCUGGGGAAUAUUUUAAAUUCUGUAUGGCCGUAAGUUAGCGAUUGUAACAUUUCAUUGAAGAAAAAAAAACUAUUUU
This is a messenger RNA of Bradysia coprophila, 2357 nucleotides long. RefSeq lists its product as uncharacterized. The record is from RefSeq and is a predicted model, not a curated record. Lineage: Eukaryota; Metazoa; Arthropoda; Insecta; Diptera; Sciaridae.